GACGCAAUACAAACCACUAUUUCACCGUGAACACUGUUUCCUGGCGUCAGUUUCUUGUGCUUGUUAUAAGACGUUACCUUCUCCUCCACCUCCUCCAUGACCUCCACGAUGUCAGCGGGCAGGUCCUUCUUGUCCGGCACCGGAUGUAUAUGUCUGUCGGCCGCUUCACCGGAACCGGAAGAAGGAACGAAUGCGCGAACAACAUCCAUUCAUUGAGUGAAGAAACAUCGGACGAGCGCACUGUGACAACGGAGACCUUCAGAUAUGUUUUACCAUAUUUCUUUGGAGCAUGAAAUUUUAUUACAUCCGAGGUAUUUUGGUCCAAACUUGCUGAACACGGUGAAGCAGAAGCUGUUCACAGAAGUCGAAGGGACCUGCACCGGCAAGUAUGGUUUCGUUAUUGCAGUCACCACCAUUGACAACAUCGGGGCGGGUGUGAUCCAGCCGAGCCGGGGCUUCGUCCUGUAUCCAGUCAAGUACAAGGCUAUCGUCUUCCGCCCCUUUAAAGGGGAGGUGGUCGAUGCUGUGGUGACUCAGGUUAAUAAGGUCGGACUUUUCACAGAAAUUGGUCCCAUGUCCUGCUUUAUCUCUCGCCAUUCCAUCCCAUCUGAAAUGGAAUUCGACCCCAAUUCCAACCCUCCCUGUUACAAGACAGUCGAUGAGGACAUUGUCAUCCAGCAAGAUGAUGAGAUCCGACUAAAGAUUGUGGGAACCAGAGUGGACAAAAAUGACAUUUUUGCUAUUGGAUCUCUCAUGGAUGACUAUCUGGGUCUUGUGAGCUGAUUCUGCAGGGAGGAUAUGCAUUUUUAUAUGUGUGCUUUUAUUUUGCAGCUCACUUUUAUUUGUGUUUAUGACGUUAUGAUCAGAAAAAGUGAUAUUCGCCAUGGAUGGUUUUAUUUACAUGUGUUAAACUCCAAUAAACUUUUUUUUUUAACAGGGAUAUUUUGGUUGCUUGAAGAGCUUGU
Molecule: messenger RNA, 965 nt
Organism: Synchiropus splendidus (mandarinfish)
Lineage: Eukaryota; Metazoa; Chordata; Actinopteri; Syngnathiformes; Callionymidae
Gene: polr2g
Product: RNA polymerase II subunit G
Exons: 9
Coding region: 265-783 (172 amino acids)
Biological process (GO): DNA-templated transcription; positive regulation of translational initiation; positive regulation of nuclear-transcribed mRNA poly(A) tail shortening
Cellular component (GO): P-body; RNA polymerase II, core complex
Molecular function (GO): translation initiation factor binding; single-stranded RNA binding; single-stranded DNA binding
Source: RefSeq, a predicted model, not a curated record